GCUGUUAUGUGGGGAGAUCUCCUGUCUCUGUCUCCCUGAGCUGCCCCGGAGCCGGCUGCCCCCAGUUGGACGCUCCCGUUUGCUCCGGCAUGGACGGAUUUUGCAGUAAUGACGGCACCGAGCGUUUUUGGGAUGUAAACGUUACCUGGUAUACAGAUGACCCAGACUUCACCAAGUGCUUCCAGAAUACGGUCCUGGUAUGGAUUCCAUGCAUCUACCUCUGGCUCUGCUUCCCUUUCUAUUUUUUAUACCUCCGGCGCAAUGACAAAGGCUACAUCCGAAUGUCACAUCUCAAUAAGGCCAAAACUGCUAUAGGGUUCUUGUUAUGGCUGGUCUGCUGGGCAGAUCUUUUCUACUCCUUCUGGGAAAGGAGUCAAAGUAUUUAUCGAGCUCCAGUUUAUGUCGUAAGCCCUGCUGUUCUGGGUAUAACUAUGCUGCUAGCUACUUUUUUAAUUCAAUAUGAGAGGAUAAAAGGAGAUCAGUCUUCAGGUGUAUUGUUACACUUCUGGAUCAUAGCUUUGCUUUGUGCCAUAAUAAUAUUCAGGUCCAAAGUUCUCCAUGCCUUAAAACCGGAUGCCAGUAUAGAUGUGUUCCGGGACGUCACAUUCUACAUAUACUUUCUAAUGGUGUUGGUGGAGCUGAUAUUGUCUGCCUUCCCUGAUCAGCCUCCUCUCUUCUCUGAAAUAGUCAAUGAUCCGAAUCCGUGUCCAGAAUCAAGUGCUUCUUUUCUCUCUAAAAUUACUUUCUGGUGGAUGAGUAGUAUGAUGGUACAGGGAUACAAGCGGCCCCUGGAAACCAAGGAUUUGUGGUCUCUAAACAAAGAAGACAUUUCGAUGGAAAUUGUGCCGGUCUUGGCCAGAAAUUGGGAAAAAGAAUACCUUAAAAGUAAAAGACAGGCAUUGAAAACGGUCUAUACUUCUGAGAAGCCAACCAAGCAGGCUGAGCCAGGAGAGGAAGUGGGAGAGGAGGUCGAGGCACUGAUUGUGAAGACGGCCCCAAAAGAUACGGAAACAUCGUUGCUUAAAGCCUUAUAUAAAACCUUUGGCCCUUAUUUUUACAUGAGCUUCUUCUUCAAAUUCCUUCAUGAUAUUCUGAUGUUUACUGGACCAGGAAUAUUAAGGUUGCUUAUUACCUUUGUGGGUAAUAAAAGUGCUCCAGACUGGCAGGGAUACCUGUACACCGCGUUGUUGUUCAUCUGCGCCUGUCUUCAAACGCUCAUCCUACACAAGUACUUUCAUAUCUGCUUCGUUACGGGAAUGAGGCUGAAAACGGCCAUAAUUGGUGUUGUCUAUCGCAAAGCUCUAGUGAUCAGCAACGCCGCACGUCGCACAUCUACCGUUGGUGAAAUUGUUAACUUGAUGUCUGUAGACGCCCAGAGGUUUAUGGAUAUGGCAACGUAUAUAAACAUGAUUUGGUCAGCUCCACUCCAAGUUAUAUUGGCUCUGUAUUUUCUGUGGGAAAUCCUUGGCCCCUCUGUGCUUGCAGGGGUUGCAGUCAUGGUUCUUAUGGUGCCAGUUAAUGCCGUCCUUGCCAUGAAGACAAAGAAAUAUCAGGUGGUCCAGAUGAAGUGCAAAGACAACAGAAUCAAGCUUAUGAAUGAAAUACUAAACGGCAUUAAAGUGCUAAAGCUGUACGCUUGGGAGCUAGCCUUUAAAGAAAAGGUGCUAGGAAUCCGACAGGAGGAACUGAAAGUACUGAAGAAAUCUGCUUACCUAUCCGCUGUAGGAACGUUUACCUGGGUCUCUGCACCUUUCCUUGUUGCUCUGUCGACUUUUGCCGUUUAUGUUCUUAUUGAUGAAAACAACGUUCUAGAUGCUGAAAAAGCUUUUGUGUCUUUGGCUUUAUUUAAUAUCCUGCGGUUCCCAUUGAACAUGCUGCCUAUGGUUAUAAGCGGCAUGGUUCAGACAAGUGUUUCACUGAAGCGUCUUCGAGUUUUCCUUUCACAUGAGGAACUAGAGACAGACAGCAUCAUCAGAGAGCCCCAGAGAAGCUCCGAUGGGUGUAUCGACAUGAAGAAUGCCACCUUCUCCUGGUCCAAGAAUGAUCCUUCCUCACUGAAAGAGAUAAAUAUUACCAUCCCCGAUGGCUCGCUGGUUGCGGUUGUUGGCCAGGUGGGCUGUGGAAAGUCUUCCUUGCUGUCUGCACUUUUGGGUGAAAUGGAGAAGAAAGAAGGCUUUGUAUCAGUGAAGGGUGGCAUAGCAUACGUUCCUCAACAAGCGUGGAUCCAGAAUGCCUCUCUGAAAGACAACAUCAUGUUUGGCAGAGAGUGCAAGGAGAAUCUAUACAAGAAAGUUCUUGACGCCUGUGCUCUGCUGCCUGACUUGGAUAUAUUGCCAUCUGGAGACAGAACAGAAAUCGGAGAAAAGGGUGUGAAUUUAUCUGGCGGUCAGAAGCAGAGAGUGAGCCUUGCCCGGGCAGUCUAUUGCAAUGCUGAUGUCUAUUUACUUGAUGAUCCCUUGUCUGCUGUGGAUGCACAUGUUGGAAAACACAUAUUUGAAAAAGUUGUUGGUCCAAAGGGACUUCUCAAAGAUAAGACUCGUAUACUGGUUACUCAUGGAGUGAGUUACUUGCCACAAAUGGACUCCAUUAUUGUGAUGGUGGAUGGAAAAAUCACCGAAAUUGGAUCCUAUCAGGAGCUCUUGAAACAGGACGGUGCAUUUGCUGAAUUUCUACAUACAUAUGCCAAUGCCGAGCAGAACAAUGGGCAAGAAGUGCCAAGCCCGUCUGAAGAGAAACAUAUGGAAAAUGGAGUAUUGGUCAGCGAAAGGAAUGAGAAAAGUCUACAUCGGCAGCUGAGUGCGAUAAGUGCGACGUCUGAGACAAAGUCCGGUCACCAGAACAGCACAGCCGAUCUCCAGAAGUCCGGGACAGAAAAGGAGGACUGGAAAUUGAUUGAAGAGGAAAAGGCUAAAACGGGCAAUGUCAAGCUGGGGGUGUUUUUGGAAUACAUGAAAGCCAUCGGUCUCAUCCUUUCUUUCCUGAGUGUCGUCCUGUUCCUGUGCAAUCAUGUGUCUGCCCUGGCCUCCAACUAUUGGCUCAGCUUGUGGACUGAUGAUGUCGUGGUCAAUGGCACGCAGCAGCACACCCAAAUGAGACUAGGUGUCUACGGCGCACUGGGGAUGGCACAAGGCAUCGCUGUGUUUGGAUACUCGACAACGGUUUCACUAGGGGGCGUCCUUGCUUCCCGCUAUCUCCAAUUGGAUUUACUACACAAUGUCCUCCGGUUUCCUAUGAGUUUUUUUGAGCGGACUCCCAGUGGGAAUCUUGUAAACCGUUUCUCCAAGGAGAUUGACACCAUUGAUUCAAUGAUACCACAGAUCAUUAAGAUGUUCAUGGGGUCACUAUUUAAUGUCAUUGGAGCAUGCAUUAUAAUUCUCUUGGCAACCCCAAUAGUCGCUGUCAUCAUUCCACCAUUGGGUCUGCUAUACUUUUUUGUACAGAGGUUUUACGUAGCUACGUCACGACAGCUGAAAAGAUUGGAGUCAGUCAGCCGGUCUCCAGUAUAUUCCCAUUUCAAUGAGACGCUAUUAGGUGCUAGUGUCAUCCGGGCAUUUGGUGAGCAGAAGCAAUUUAUUAAGAUUAGCGACUUCAGAGUGGAUGAGAAUCAGAGGGCAUAUUACCCCGGCAUUGUCUCCAACAGGUGGUUAGCAAUAAGACUGGAGUUUGUCGGAAACUGUAUAGGCCUCUUUGCCUCCCUGUUUGCCGUGAUAGCUAGGAAUAAACUCAGUCCUGGAUUGGUAGGACUGUCUGUUUCUUAUGCUUUACAGGUGACCACCUAUCUGAAUUGGUUGGUAAGGAUGUCUUCAGAGCUGGAGACUAAUAUUGUAGCGGUGGAGAGAGUGAAAGAAUAUGCCGAUCUGGAGCAGGAGGCUCCAUGGACAUUGCAGCAGACAGCACCAGAGAGCAACUGGCCCCAUGAAGGGAAAAUUGAGUUCAGAAAUUUCUCCUUGCGUUAUAGAGAAGAUUUAGACCUGGCCUUAAAAAACAUUAAUGUUACUGUGCAAGGUGGAGAGAAGAUCGGAAUUGUUGGAAGAACUGGAGCCGGGAAGUCUUCUCUUACACUUGGACUGUUUCGUAUCAAUGAGGCUGCCUCUGGAGAGAUCAUUAUAGAUGGCUGCAAUAUAGCAAAGAUUGGUCUGCACGAUCUUCGAUUUAAGAUUACGAUCAUUCCACAGGAUCCAGUCUUGUUUUCAGGAUCCCUUAGAAUGAACCUUGACCCCUUUGAAAAGUAUUCAGAUGAAGAAAUCUGGACAUCCCUUGAGCUUGCACAUCUUAAGAAUUUUGUUACAGGUCUUCCUGACAAGCUCAACCAUGAGUGUGCAGAAGGAGGGGAGAACCUCAGCAUUGGUCAGCGUCAGCUGAUAUGUUUGGCAAGAGCACUUCUUCGUAAGACAAAAAUCCUGGUGCUAGAUGAAGCCACUGCCGCCGUGGACCUGGAGACGGAUGGACUCAUUCAGUCGACCAUCAGGAAGGAAUUUGAAGAUUGUACAGUAAUAACUAUUGCUCAUAGACUCAACACAAUCAUGGACUAUACAAGGGUGUUGGUUCUUGACAAAGGCCAAAUAGUGGAGUGUGACUCUCCCAGCAGCCUUCUUCAGAAAAAAGGGAUUUUCUACAGCAUGGCCAAAGAUUCGGGAUUGGUUUGAAUGUGGAUGACAGUACGCUACUGAAUUCAUCUCUUGAAGAUGCUCUCCGGACAAGUCAGCUUUUUGACUUGAAGUUAUGCUUGACUGUUACUUAAGCACAGUUUCCACCAAUCAUCUGCAAAGAAGAUUGUAGACAUGGAAUGCAUUUUCUUUCUCCUAGGUUUCUUUUUGACUGGAAUUUUAUAGCUCCUUCACAUAGUCAUGGCCAUCCAAACUUACCUACGUAUGUUUUCUGCUGUUAGUCAUAGCAUGCAGUAGUAGGAAUAAUUAGGUUAUAAAUUGUCAAUUUGUAAACUUAUAACCCAAAGGCAUGUGUGUCUGCUGAAACCCAUCAUUCUUUGCAGUGGUUUACAGCAGGACACAUGAUAUGUAUUAGCAAAGCCUAUUUGUAGUCAACCUGCCUGAUUUAUCAUUCUAUUUAUUUCCAUAAGAUGUGCGGUACAUCACUACAAAUUAUGUUGGGGAGAAAAAAACAAACACUAAUCUUAGUUAGAAAAAUGGGGCAGUUAAAAGGGAUGGCUGUGCAGAUAGUGUAGUAUAGUAGCCUUGCCCAAAAUCUGUAUUGAACAGAUUGCUCUGGGUGCAUUAAAUGGAAUGUGUUGGCAGCUUCUUGCUUCCUAAACCCUGACAGGAUCCCAACUAGGUUUUACUCUUAAAUGCAAUGACAUUUCAGAGAAAACAUAGAUAAAAAAUGGACAGGAAUCACAAGGGCGGCUCCCCGAUGGCUUCUCCAGACUCUGUUUGAUUUACGGAUCUCUCCAUCUUUGUGUAUAGAGAGAGAACUGUCAAUCAACCUGAGCCAGGCAGGGAGAAGUCUGCAGGCAGCCACCCCAUUAACUCUUGUCAAUUGUCCCAACUCGUGGCAGCAUGGAGUUCCUCAAAGGUAUCCGCAGCUUACAUCAGGAAUACAGCGGCAGGUUCCACCUCACACAUGUAUCGAAUAGCUGGAUCCACACCAAAAGGUAUAACGUUAAUCCAUUGAUUUUUUUAAUUUUUUUUUGGUAUAAUGUUGUCCAAAAACCAUUCAUAUUACAAGAUAUAAAAACCUUGCAUUCUGUCCUUGUAGCUUAUUCCGUACAUUCAGCUGGCACAUUAGAAGAGCAACAUCACACGUAUUCAGAGCAGCAUACUGCACUAAUGGCGACAUUUUACGAGUAAUGUCCCUUUUGUCAAGCAGGCUGCUCUGAACGCUUGUGAUUCUGCUCUUUUAAUACGCCAGCUGAGUGCACGGAAUAAGCUACAAGGACAGAAUGCAAGGUUUUUAUAUCUUGUAAUAUGAAUGGUUUUUGGACAAUAUUAUACCAAUAAAAUUAAUGGAUUAAAGGGGUUCUGCAGUUCUUUUAAACUGAUGAUCUAUCCUCUGGAUAGAUUAUCAGCAUCUGAUUGGCGGGGGUCCAGGACCCCUGCUGAUCAGCUGUUUGACCCCUCAGGCCCAGUGACAUCACGACUAGUAUCACUGGCCUGGGCGGGGCUAAGCUCUGUUUACUUAAAUGGAGCUGAGCCGCGCCCAGGACAGUGAUACUAGCCGUGAUGUCACUGGGCCUGCGGUACUUGCAUAAAUCAAUAGUACAGGUGAAUAGAAGAAACUUUGUAAUAUAUCAGAUUAUACAUUGUCCAUAGAGAUCUAUGGAGAGGGGAGGGCAAAUAAGUUGACAGUUUGAUCAGUACUAUUGAUUUAUGCAAAGCUGUCUGACUAGUUGGCACCAUUUUAGGGGUUCCCAGCAUAGGUAAAUCCAGUGGAACCUCUUUUAACGUAAAUUAUGCACACUCAGUUUUGUACACUUGUUUAAACUUUAUGUAAGAACAUUGCAUUACUUGUCUUGUGCUGACUUGUACUUCCGCCGUUAUGCUGGUUGCUGGUGGAAACGCUCAACAGACUCAUCGACAGA
Molecule: messenger RNA, 6535 nt
Organism: Bufo bufo (common toad)
Lineage: Eukaryota; Metazoa; Chordata; Amphibia; Anura; Bufonidae
Product: multidrug resistance-associated protein 1-like
Exons: 31
Coding region: 90-4646 (1518 amino acids)
Biological process (GO): glutathione transmembrane transport; xenobiotic transport
Cellular component (GO): basolateral plasma membrane
Molecular function (GO): ABC-type xenobiotic transporter activity; ATP hydrolysis activity; glutathione transmembrane transporter activity
Source: RefSeq, a predicted model, not a curated record